AUGGAUCUAGAUUUUAAAGAUGUCAAAUCUGUUUCCCUAAAUGCUAAGUUAGAUGAUGAAAUCGUAAAACUAACAAAAGGAUACACUACUGAUAAGAUUGUUUGUUGGUUAUUGAAAAUGGCCGUAUAUGGAUUAAAACAGAGCGGAUACAUGUGGUAUGGUACUAUUAAUCAAGUCUUCAUAGAGUUAGGAUUUCAAGAAUGUGAAAAAAAUAGUGGAAUAUAUUUCAAAUGUUCAGAAAAAUCAAAGAGAUAUGUGGAAUUUUAUGUCGACCACUUAUUAUGUACAUUUAUCAUCAACAUCAACUUUUUAACAAUUCAUGAAAGAUCUAUAAGAUCAUCCAGGAAUUAG
Molecule: messenger RNA, 351 nt
Organism: Lodderomyces pseudojiufengensis
Lineage: Eukaryota; Fungi; Ascomycota; Pichiomycetes; Serinales; Debaryomycetaceae
Exons: 1
Coding region: 1-351 (116 amino acids)
Source: RefSeq, a predicted model, not a curated record